UCUGCUUUCUAGCCCUUCCGCAUUGUCUUGGCUUGGCUACGCGCAUCUCUCUCUUUCGCGUCUUAUUUGGUUAUGGAAAGAGAAAAUCAAAACUAAGCCACCUCACACAACCUGACUCUUACAUCUCCGGCCGCCGUAUCCUCCGCCGCCUCCAUUUUCUCACAUUCUUUAUCUUUUCAUUUUCUUCCCGCUAGUUUAAAGGAAGGGAGAGCAUGAGGUCUCCAUUCAAGGGAAUAAUCCAAGAUGUGAAGGGAAGAGUUGCAUGUUACAAGGAUGACUGGAUCAGUGCACUUUGUUCAGGCAUUAGGAUAUUGGCUCCAACUACUUAUAUUUUCUUUGCCUCUGCACUUCCUGUUAUUGCCUUUGGAGAGCAAUUGAGUAGAGACACAGAUGCAAGUCUGAGUACGGUGGAGACCUUAGCUUCCACUGCUAUUUGCGGAAUAAUCCACUCAAUUUUUGGUGGCCAGCCUUUGUUGAUACUAGGAGUUGCCGAACCUACUGUUAUAAUGUAUACUUAUUUGUACAAUUUCUGCAAAGGAAGAGUUGAGUUAGGCCAGACUUUGUAUUUAGCCUGGGCUGGUUGGGUUUGUGUUUGGACGUCACUUCUGCUUUUUCUGCUUGCAAUUCUUAAUGCUGGUAAUAUCAUCACUAAAUUUACAAGAAUUGCAGGGGAGCUUUUUGGCAUGUUGAUUACAGUUCUUUUCAUUCAAGAAGCUAUUAAGGGACUUGUUAGCGAGUUCAACAUUCCUAAACAUGAGAAUCCCCAGUUAGAAAAAUACCAGUUUCAGUGGCUGUAUGCAAAUGGGUUACUUGCAAUCAUUUUCUCAUUUGGUUUGCUCGUCACUGCCCUAAAAAGCAGAAAGGCGAGGUCAUGGCGAUAUGGCACUGGGUGCCUCCGAAGUUUUAUUGCAGACUAUGGGGUUCCCCUGAUGGUCUUGUUGUGGACUCUGAUGUCUUAUAGUGUACCGAGUAAAGUUCCUAUUGGAGUUCCCAGGAGAUUACACUCUCCACUUCUUUGGGAUUCUAUAUCACUUUACCAUUGGACUGUUGUCAAGGAUAUGGGCAAGGUUCCAGUGGUUUACAUCUUUGCUGCAAUUGUACCAGCCAUUAUGAUAGCAGGUCUAUACUUUUUCGACCACAGUGUAGCUUCACAGAUGGCACAACAAAAGGAGUUCAAUCUCAAGAAUCCAUCAGCUUACCAUUAUGAUGUAUUCUUGCUUGGAUUUAUGACAUUAAUCUGUGGGCUGCUUGGACUACCUCCUUCAAAUGGUGUCCUCCCCCAAUCACCCAUGCACACUAAGAGCCUAGCAGUUCUUAAGAAGCAGUUGAUUCGAAAGAAGAUGGUACAAAGUGCCAAGGAAUGCAUUGAGCGGAAAGCUAGUAAUUCAGAAAUUUAUGGAAGCAUGCAAGCUGUUUUUAUAGAAAUGGACACAGCUCCACCUACUGCUUCAGUAGAUAAAGAGUUGAAGGACUUGAAAGAGGCUGUAAUGAAACCCUAUGAUGAAGUGGAUAAAAGGGAAAAGUUUGAUCCUGACAAACACAUCGAUGCUUAUUUGCCUGUGAGAGUUAAUGAGCAGAGAAUGAGCAAUUUAUUACAGUCACUGCUUGUUGGAUUAUCAACAUUUGCUCUGCCUUUCAUAAAAAAGAUACCUACUUCAGUUCUCUGGGGGUACUUUGCCUACAUGGCUAUUGACAGUCUCCCUGGAAAUCAAUUUUGGGAAAGGAUAUUACUACUUUUCAUUCCCCCUAACAGACGUUACAAAGUAUUGGAAGGCGUUCAUGCUUCAUUUGUGGAGUUGGUGCCAUUCAAGCAUAUUGCCGUAUUCACAAUUUUCCAAUUUGUGUACCUUUUAAUUUGUUUUGGCGUGACGUGGAUACCCAUAGGCGGAGUGUUGUUCCCACUACCAUUCUUCAUUCUCAUUGGCAUAAGGCACUCUAUCUUGCACAAGUUGUUCCAUCCUCACCAUCUUCAAGAACUAGAUGCUGUUGGGUAUGAAGAAAUUGCUGGUACUCCAAAACGAAGUCGGAGUCUUAUUCUCAGGGAGAGAGAACCGCUUGACAUGAUGGAAACAAGUGACGAAGAUGAUUUCUUUGAUGCGGAGAUACUGGACGAAAUGACUACACACAGGGGGGAAUGGAAACUUAGAACUCUGAGCUUCAAGGAAGACAAACUAAAUCAGGUGCAUCCACAGGAUUCUGAUGGUCGAUUACAGUGAGGCAAUAGCAAUUAGGAUAUAGAAUGAGCUUACUACAGUGAAGAUGGUGUUCAGCUAUGAUCUUCUGCCUGACCAGAGGCAGAUGGGGGAAAAACAAGAAAAUCCUACAAGUACAAAAAGCAUGUGUGCUCGCAUGUACUUGAUACUGUUACUGCGAAGUGCAUUCACAGAAGACAAACAUGACGAAAAAGCAACAGACCAUAAAUGUCCUCUCGGUUUAAUCUUUCCCAAGUUUUGUGAGUAGUUAAAGGAGCAUUUAGGUGGUUAACUAACAGCUAGCUCUAAUGGACUUGUGAUCAUUUGCUCGUAACAAAUUAUGGGCGAAAGGGACUGGGAAAUAGAGAAGAGCAAGGCGAUCCGGAUAUGCUGCAAUGCAUUGUUGAAUCGUGAUUAAUGCACUUUAUUUAUUUUUUUGAAAUAUCGAAAAGAUAUAGAUCAAUUUGAAUUGUAAUGGCGUGAGAAAAGGUACUGAAGUCUAUAUUUAAUCUUCCAAUAAAUUUAAUACUAAUCAAUGUAUUCAAGAGCUUCA
Messenger RNA from Ricinus communis (castor bean), 2745 nucleotides. Its product is annotated as probable boron transporter 7. Bases 213 to 2216 code for a protein of 667 amino acids. The transcript is spliced from 14 exons. Gene Ontology annotation, molecular function: solute:inorganic anion antiporter activity. NCBI's taxonomy places the organism in Eukaryota, Viridiplantae, Streptophyta, Magnoliopsida, Malpighiales, Euphorbiaceae. Gene Ontology annotation, biological process: monoatomic ion homeostasis; transmembrane transport; monoatomic anion transport. Gene Ontology annotation, cellular component: plasma membrane. The record is from RefSeq and is a predicted model, not a curated record.